AUCUAUCAGAUUAUCCCGACAUAAUAAACAGUCUGACAACAAUUUACCUCGACUAACCCCUCCGCCCCCCCCCUAUCCUUUUCCCUCGAUUGCGAUAACCCGCCAACGGUAGCCAACACACACACACACACACACACACACACGCACACACACUACUCCCAGCUCCAAGCUGGUGGUGUCUCUUAUUUACCUAUCACCAGGUCUACUAAACUCAUCCGGAAUAUCUCGACUGUGUAUUCCCCGGCUCCCGGACUGCCAGGAAAACCGAACUAUCUCGAGCUACCGUUUCUGUCGCAACUAGCUACCUGGAGUACACACCGUUGGAGAGAACAAUAACCAGGCCAUCAUCCUCAUCUGUGGCUUAUUUUCCCAGAUCACCAACUGGAAGAACUUCCGAGGCCACACGUUAAUCUCCCCUUGCCGAUUGGAUUAUCCCGCGACUUGCUUUGUUUGCUUUCUGAGUUCCAGCCAUGACUGAAGUCUCGUCCACCCGACUUUAUCUCGGGAACCUUCCCCGCAAUGUAACUAAGCAGGAUAUCGAGGAGCAUUUCAGCACCCAUGGUUCCGGAAAGAUCACAGAGAUCAAAUUGAUGAAUGGCUUCGGCUUCAUUGAGUACGAAGAUGCGAUGGAUGCCCGAGAUGUUGUUCCCGCUUUUCAUGGCAGCGAUUUCAAGGGCGAGCGACUCACCGUGCAAUUUGCCCGUGGCCCGCGCCGCAAGGAAAACUUCCCUGGCCCGAUGGACCGUCCCAACAUGCCUCGCCCCCGCCGCACGAUCUUUCGCAUGUUACUUUCUGGACUCCCGGAAACAAGUUGGCAGGAUCUGAAAGACUUUGCCCGCCAGUCUGGCCUUGAUGUGGUAUACUCCGAGACCGGCCGUGAGCUUGGCAGAGGGUGCGUCGCAUUCUCUUUCCCCUGGACGCCUCGUUGGAUUACCGUUAACACUAUGAACAAAGGUUCGUUGAGUUCGAAACCGCCAACGACUUGAAAACUGCCGUCGAGAAGCUCGACCAGCGCGAGUUCAAGGGAUCUCGUGUGACAUGUAUCGCCGAUAUCCAAAGCUUUCCCCCGGAAGACCGUUCUUUCCGUGACCCCUACCGGUCGCGAUCCCCUCGUCGGAGCUUUCCCCCAAUGGAGGAAUACGACCGCCGAUUUCCCGCACCCCGUGGCUACAGUCCGCGGGCUCAUUACCGGGAACGGUCUCCUAUCCCCAUGCGGCGGGAAUACUAUGAACGGGAUGGGUACGGGCGCCGGACGCCACCUCGCCCACGGAUUGAAGACUAC
Molecule: messenger RNA, 1282 nt
Organism: Aspergillus aculeatus ATCC 16872
Lineage: Eukaryota; Fungi; Ascomycota; Eurotiomycetes; Eurotiales; Aspergillaceae
Product: putative pre-RNA splicing factor Srp2
Exons: 6
Coding region: 471-986 (171 amino acids)
Cellular component (GO): cytoplasm; ribonucleoprotein complex; nucleus
Molecular function (GO): mRNA binding
Source: RefSeq, a predicted model, not a curated record